UGUUGGAGUAAUAAAGUUUUGUUUCUAGGAGAGAUUAGAGUAGAGGGUUCUAGAGAGAUUGCAGAGAGAUGGAGAAUGAUGGUGAACCAUUAGCGAUCAUGCCAAGCUGUUUAAGUGGCAUGAUAGACAGUGGAAGUGUGGAAAGUCAUAGGUAUUAUCUUGCUAGGAAGACAACUUUUGAGAUGUUGAAAGAUAGAGGUUAUGAUGUUCCUGAAAAUGAACUCAAUCUUACUCUUCCGGAGUUUCGUAGCAUUUAUUCUGAGAACCCAGAUCUUGAACGUCUUCGUAUCUCUCUUCCUCUACUUUCUAAUCCAUCUAAAAGGAUUUCUGUAAUAUUCUGUGGAACUGAGAAAAUUAAAAAGGGAACUAUAAGGAACCUUCUUGGCCUAGUUGGUGAAGGCGCCAAUUUGACCGGCCUCAUAUUGGUCCUGCAAAGUGAGAUGACAGCCCAAGCUAAACAGGAUUUGACCCUUUUUCAGGUUUCUAUUGAGCUUUUCCAAAUUACUGAUCUGUUGGUUAACAUUACAAAGCAUGUUCUCAUGCCAAAACAUGAGAUUCUCACUCCUGAAGAGAAAAAGAAGUUGCUAGCUAAGUAUAAUCUGGAUGAUAAGCAGCUUCCCCGCAUGUUAGUCACUGAUGCAUUCGCACGAUACUAUGGGCUCGAGAAGGGGCAGGUGGUAAAAGUAACUUUCGACAGCGACAUAACAAGCUCACACGUCACCUAUCGCUGUGUCAUGUGAUGAUGAUGAUGCUAACAAGUAACACCUGACUUUUGGAGGGAUUAAUUUGCUAAUACCCAUGUCCUCCUUGUGAAGUGGAUUUUGUUCACCUGCUACUGCUGAAAACUUCGGGAUGAUGAUAUCGACUUAUUGCUGAUCAUUUUGUUAAGCUUAUGCUCAUGUCGGCAUGUUUUCUAUUAUCUACUUAUGUAAAAAUAUGUAUAGUGGGGCUGACGGUUCUUAGAAUACAAUGCAAUGAUGCUUACUCUUUGAGAUCAAUUGUCUACUCGUCUGAUUUUAUAAUUAACCCUGUCCGAUUGUGGCA
Papaver somniferum (opium poppy) is the source of this 1044-nucleotide messenger RNA. Its product is annotated as DNA-directed RNA polymerases IV and V subunit 5B-like. The record is from RefSeq and is a predicted model, not a curated record. Gene Ontology annotation, molecular function: DNA-directed RNA polymerase activity; DNA binding. NCBI's taxonomy places the organism in Eukaryota, Viridiplantae, Streptophyta, Magnoliopsida, Ranunculales, Papaveraceae. Gene Ontology annotation, biological process: DNA-templated transcription. The transcript is spliced from 4 exons. The coding region runs from base 69 to 740 and encodes 223 amino acids.